Messenger RNA from Cylicostephanus goldi, 488 nucleotides. The record is from the annotation of a GenBank genome assembly. NCBI's taxonomy places the organism in Eukaryota, Metazoa, Nematoda, Chromadorea, Rhabditida, Strongylidae.
AUGCUGUUACGUUCAGAAUGCGUGAAGAUGAUGCGGCCAGUGCAGAAGUACAUCAAGAAACUUACGGAAGCUAGUAACGAAAAGGAGGCUGCAAGGUACCUGAUGAAGCUAGGUGACAAUUGUCGCGAUCAGUUGGAUGAGAUGCUUAAGAAAAAACCAAAGACAAAUAUCCGUAAAUGGUACAACUAUAUGUGGAUAUUCCUAUCGAAAUUUGUUUCCCAAGAACCUAUGGAGAUGCUGCAGAAGUAUCGAGAACUUUGCGCAUUGAACCAUGUCAAGGAUCAUUCACCGCAAAAGAUUGACGGAGAGAGGAGAGAGAAAGAUAUUGAUAAGAAGGAAAGCAAGGAACAACAUAAGAAGAAACACCAUAAAGAGCAUAAGCAUGACAAACAACAUAAAGAGCAUCGUCACAAGCUUCACGAAGGCCAUAAGGUAAUCAAAUUUUCCAUGUGUUUUUUUUUCUUCAGAAAAGCAGUGACUCGAUAGAG